Rosa rugosa (rugosa rose) is the source of this 1051-nucleotide messenger RNA. RefSeq lists its product as uncharacterized. Gene Ontology annotation, biological process: defense response to fungus. The transcript is spliced from 2 exons. Bases 131 to 643 code for a protein of 170 amino acids. NCBI's taxonomy places the organism in Eukaryota, Viridiplantae, Streptophyta, Magnoliopsida, Rosales, Rosaceae. The record is from RefSeq and is a predicted model, not a curated record.
AAUCUGCAGCUGCAGCAAGCAAGGGAUGUGAAGGAGAUCUUGAAAUUGUCAAGGCAAAACCGUGAUGAUCUUGAUGAAAUGAAGGGUAUGUUGAAGAUGAUACUGCAGCAUAUAUAUCAAUGAUCCUGAAAUGAAGGGUCUAGUGAAGAAGUUACUGGAUCAGAAUGCGGGGGACUCGACCGAGAGGUCGACCUCGGCUUCUGCAAGUAAUACAGAAAGAGAAGGGAGUGAUGAAGCACAAGUGGAAUCAUUAGAAGGACUAUUAGAAGCUGCAUUUCAGGUUCUGUUUGAUGUCGUUAUAGAAGUGAAGGACAAGUCGACUUUGAUGCUUGGACCAAUUAUUGGACAUCUCAAAUCCACGCUAGACUGCUUAAAGCCAUUGAUUGAAGAUAUAUCACAGCAUAACAACAAGGCAUUGGAUCGCCCAAAGAAGGAACUAGAAACUUUUGGAAUGCAAAUGAAGAGUGGUGUAGAGCUGGUUCGCGAGUGCUCAGAGGUUCAUAAAUGGACCAGCAACGAAACAUACAAAUACGCCAGCCAACUUUUUGAAUUGGAUGAGUCUCUUCAAAGGCACUUAUGUGUACUAAUAGUGCAGGUAGCGAGAGCUGUGAAGGAGACCUCGGUUGUGCUAAGGAGUGUAUGAGAGGUGGUGGAGAAAAUUGAAGGGAUAAGUGGUGUGGCAAAAAAACAACAACUUGCAUUGGAUAUGGUGGAGGUGAAUGAAAUAAGGGAUGUGAGGGAGACGACAUUGGUUUCAGCAAGGAAUGUAGAGGCAGAGUUGACAGUAGUGGAUGGCGACGUACCUGAACAGCCAUCAUUUACAGCUGGAUUGGAUGUUCCUUCGGAGGAAUUGAGUAUGUCUAGAAAGAAGAACAACUCGAAGAUGAAGCUUCUUAAGGAUGUGUGUCAAUGCUUGACCUGACGGUCAUUCUUCAAGAGGAAGAGGGCUAGGGCCAGGGGAAGGGACUCGAACAGGUCAGACGCUUUGAAGAGUCUUCCAGUGAUGUUGAGGGAGUUCAGUUACAGGGAGCUAAAGAAAGCUACCAACAAC